Messenger RNA from Danaus plexippus (monarch butterfly), 860 nucleotides. RefSeq lists its product as uncharacterized. Gene Ontology annotation, biological process: meiotic cell cycle; spermatid development. The coding region runs from base 104 to 733 and encodes 209 amino acids. Lineage: Eukaryota; Metazoa; Arthropoda; Insecta; Lepidoptera; Nymphalidae. The transcript is spliced from 3 exons. Gene Ontology annotation, cellular component: synaptonemal complex. The record is from RefSeq and is a predicted model, not a curated record.
UAAACUUACUUGUCUUUUUUUCUAUCGUUGAAAUUGUAAUUCGCGCCUUAUCGAAAACUUUACUGUUACAACAAUUAAUUUGCUUCAAAAAAGUAGUCUAACAAUGUCUGCAUUAAAAAAGAACUCUAAAUCAAAAUUUAUUUCUGAAGAUAUAAAUGAUUUCAUUAACGAAUCACAGUUUUUAAAUGAUUCACCUAAGAAAAAACAACAAAAACGCAGAGGAGAUACAAGUGAUAAAGAUGUUCCAAAUUUAGUUGCUUUAAGUGCUGCAAAUAAUAAAAAAAGAAAAAUAAAUGAGGGCAUUGAAGCCUGUGGUGAAUCUCGCCAAAAGAUCUUACAUGUGAUGAGUCGUCAACUAGAUUUAAGGAAACAAAUUAACGAGAAUCUAUUGAGAAGCCUCUCUGAAGUACUAAAUAAUUUGGAAGCUGACUACAAUGCACUUAAAGAAAAUGAACAGAAGCUUGAACAUCUCACAGGAUCUUUUAUGAAGUGUCUACAGCAAGCAACUGCAGCCCAUAAACAAAAAUUAAGGGCUUUUAAAGAAAUUCACAUGACAUUCAAGAAAGAAUGUGAGGAAAUGGAUGUAGACCAAAAAGCUGAAAUGGAUAAACUAGGCGAAGACCUCGAAGAAGAUAUUAACAAGCUAAAACAAAAACUAAUAUCUGAAACAAAGCGUAGCGGAUGGGAAACAUUAAGAAGAUCUUUUAUCCAGGCCAUGCAAAAUGAUUUUUAAUAUUAAUUAAUAGUCAAUUAAAUUUCUUUCUAUCUGCUAAAAAUUUUCUAAAAUUCUUCUUUUUGUACUUUUGUUUUAUUUGUUUAAUUUAAGAUGAAUAAAUGAUAUUCAACCCAAUUAUAAAUAA